AUGAAUGAAUUUUUAAUCAUGAAUUCUUCAAUUAGUAUUGGUUCUCUCUUAUUGCAACACCCCUUAUAUCAAGCAACAGAAAAAUGCAUUGAUAGAGAAAUUACUGACACUUAUAAGUAUCUAGAUUUCUACUCCACAUGGAAUCUGUCCAUAUUAGAUUAUGAAACAAUCAUCCGGGAAUUAUUCAAAGUUGAUGAAAAUGAACUAAAAGCAUUCAUUCUGAGGAGAAAAUAUAGGUUGAAAUACAAUAGGUUGGUUUGUUCUCAAGAAAUCUUGAUGGAAAAUAACUCUGCAAAGAAAUUUUUACGCUUCAUUCUAGCGCUUCCCAUGCUUGAAUAUGAAAUCCAAAAAACCCGUCAGUCUACUAGCAGUGGUUCCCCAUCAUGCAAUAUGUUUGACAAGAGUCUUUCUAAAUUCAAAUAUAAUGGUGAUUGUUUUUCCAAAAUUGGUGACGACGAGAUAUUGAAUACAAUUAAUACUAUAAUAACAUCGUCAACUAUCGAGAAUCUAGUUGACGGCCUUCAGGGUUUUGCGUUUCACGAUUAUAAGUUGCUUAGUCAAAGAAACGACAGAGAACUUACCUACAGACUGGAAUUUAAGGAUUAUUUAGUGGAACCAAUAUGCACGUUAUUGGAUAUAACAUUUACAUUGGAUGCAGAAGUCAAAUAUGUUAUUGGUUCUCCAGGUAAUGUAAAAUAUCAUGUUUGGUCUGAUAUAUUGAUUGUAAGGGGCUUUGAUGUCUUUUGUGCAAUAGAGGUUAAGAAUUUCCCUAUACUAUCGAAUUACGACAGCGAAAGUACUGGAAUAACAGCAGAUAUUUUGAGCCAAAAUAAAAUUCCUGACUUUAUGAGGCAACUAAUUGUUCAGAUGGUAUAUUAUAAGACAAAUAUGGGAGUUCUCACAGAUGCAUAUGAUGCUAUUUUAGUGGAGAUAGAUCUUGAUUAUUUUGAUAAGUAUAGGCAAAAAUUUGUGCCUUCUAAAGGAGACAAAGUUAUACCACUCAGGUACAGAGUGUUAAAUUGUCUAUCUUCUGCACCUACGUUACGAGAAGGACUAAUGCACUUUUUCUUCAAGGCUAUUGUUGAUGACGAUGCUUUAAAACUUAAGCAGGAAAGAAUGCUAGUUUUUAAAAAAUAUUUGCGUAAUACGCCUAAAGAAUAUGAAGAGGAACUCCUGUCCGUGGGGUAUAGUAGUGACCCAACUGAAAGCUCAUUCGGCAGUCGCCCGAGCACAAGAGAAACAAAUAUAUCUGAACCUUUGGCUUCUGUCGUAGAAGAAGAAAUAGGAGAAGAACAACAAGUAGAUCUUGAUGAGACCGAGGAUGUAUACAUGCAAAAAGGGGAUGUUUAUAGUUCACAGAUAGUGAAGUUUGAUUCUUAUUACGUGAAAAAGUAUUUGCUUUGUCCAAUGGACGAUAAGCAGAAAUUGGUCGCAAAAAUAUAUGAUCCUAUAAUGGCGAACAGAGUCCAUGAUAAAUACAUAUCCAGCCGUGAAGAAGUGAUGGAACAAUGCCUCGAAAACUAUAAUUCUGAGAGGAGUUUUUGCGAGGUAUUAGCCAACGAUCCAGAAUUCAAUAGUUGUUACGUGCCCCAUAGAAGAGGAUACCUCAAAGUCACCGUUGACAAAUAUUAUCUAGCCCAGGGAAGAUUUAAUUUGUUCAAAUUUAUCGAUACCGUUCCUAUGCCACGAGAUAACGAAACGUACAUGAAGGCUAAAAAGCAAUUGGAAAUCAUACAUCGUAAUGGAAUCGUUCAUGGAGACAUACGGGAUGCUAAUAUCCUAUACACUAAGAACGGCAAAAUAUUCAUCAUUGAUUUUGCAAAUUCCGUUUUAGAAAAUGAGUCCACAGAUUACAUGAAUAAGAAAACAGAUUUGUCAGAAUUGGAAUUUAUUUUUAGGAAUAACAAGGGUGGUUUUGAGUGA
Molecule: messenger RNA, 1923 nt
Organism: Debaryomyces hansenii CBS767
Lineage: Eukaryota; Fungi; Ascomycota; Pichiomycetes; Serinales; Debaryomycetaceae
Product: DEHA2C03916p
Exons: 1
Coding region: 1-1923 (640 amino acids)
Biological process (GO): protein phosphorylation
Molecular function (GO): protein kinase activity; ATP binding
Source: RefSeq, a predicted model, not a curated record